Molecule: messenger RNA, 1390 nt
Organism: Rattus norvegicus (Norway rat)
Lineage: Eukaryota; Metazoa; Chordata; Mammalia; Rodentia; Muridae
Gene: Edn1
Product: endothelin 1
Exons: 5
Coding region: 190-798 (202 amino acids)
Biological process (GO): sympathetic neuron axon guidance; calcium-mediated signaling; meiotic cell cycle process involved in oocyte maturation
Cellular component (GO): cytoplasm; extracellular region
Molecular function (GO): receptor ligand activity; cytokine activity; endothelin B receptor binding
Source: RefSeq, marked validated
CGCGACGCUUUCGCUCCGGUGAAGGGGCCACUUUUUGAAGACCGCGCUGAGAUCUCCAAAAGCCAGAGGCGAUCAGAGCAACCAGACACCGUCCUCUUCGUUUUGCAUUGAGUUCCAUUUGCAACCGAGUUUUCUUUCUUUCUUUUUUUUUUCUUUUUUUCCCUCCUCUUCUUCUGAUCCCUUUGCAGAAUGGAUUAUUUUCCCGUGAUCUUCUCUCUGCUGUUUGUGGCUUUCCAAGGAGCUCCAGAAACAGCUGUCUUGGGAGCAGAGCUCAGCCCCCGAGCUGAGAAGGAAGUGCAGAGCCCCCCUCCCAGCACAUCCUGGAGACCCCGCAGGUCCAAGCGUUGCUCCUGCUCCUCCUUGAUGGACAAGGAGUGUGUCUACUUCUGCCACCUGGACAUCAUCUGGGUCAACACUCCCGAGCGCGUCGUCCCGUAUGGACUAGGAAGCCCUUCUAGGUCUAAGCGAUCCUUGAAAGACUUACUUCCCACAAAGACCACAGACCAAGGGAACAGAUGCCAGUGUGCUCACCAAAAAGACAAGAAGUGCUGGAAUUUCUGCCAAGCAGACAAAGAACUCCGAGCCCAAAGUACCAUGCAGAAAGGCGUAAAAGACUUCAAGAAGGGAAAACCCUGUCCCAAGCUGGGAAAGAAGUGUAUCUAUCAGCAGCUGGUGGAGGGAAGAAAACUAAGAAGGUUGGAGGCCAUCAGCAACAGCAUCAAGACCUCCUUUCGAGUUGCAAAGUUGAAAGCGGAACUCUACAGAGACCAGAAGUUGAUACACAACCGAGCACAUUGACUACAGAGCCCCGUGGUGUUUUGGAAGCCAUGACUUACAUAGAGCGAGCCCUAUGGCCAACUCUGCGCUCUCCAUGCUGGCUGGGAUCUUAGCAAGAACAUCUGUCCGGCUUCUACAGUUUCUUGUUCAGACUGGCAGAGGACCAGCGUCCUUGUUCCAAACAUUCCAAGAGAGGUUGAGGUGUUCCCUAACCUGUCUUCGUUUGCAUCCGCUGGUAGCAAGUGAUUCUCUUGCCUCUUCUUGCUGUCUGGGGAUGGCCUCGGACCUCUCGGAGAGCAGAGACACAGUGCCAUUCCUGAGUGGCAUCAUCCAGAGAGCCAGGAGAUUCCAUAGCAGGGCGGAGUUUCUGUAGAAAGUCCUUAGGGAGUGUUCGUGUCUGACUCAGGCGCCUGGCACAUUUCAGGGAGAAACUCCAAAGUCCAUGCAAAAAAUUUUCUGAGGAAUGCACAAAUUGAAAACAUACUCGAAGGACAAACACUUGAGUUUUUUUUUUUUAAGGACUUUUUUUUAAGUUGUAAAAUGCAAAACUCAAAGCAACUGUUACUACUGUACAUUAGGAUAUGUUUCAUGAAUAUGAGUCUACCUCACCUUU